AAGCCCAUUCGAUUAUAUGUUCGUCUCCUUCUUCUUCCCCCUUGUUAUUGCUUUUCUUCAAUCCUCCCUUUGAUUUCUCCAGUCGGCGCCACCUCCUUCCUCAGAUGUAAAUGGAAGCUUGGUUUUUUGGUGGGUUGGCUCUCAAAUUCCAAAGGGUAAAAGGUUUUUUCUUCUUCAGCUAAUUCAUACAUACUGCACUAAUUCAGGGGUUAUGAGUGCCAAGCAGAUGAAACUACACGAAUAGGCACAUCAAGAAGAAACAGUGACAGAGGCGCAGCUGCUCCAGGGCAAUAAGGAGUCGAUCUGCUCCUACUCACUCAGAUGGAUAGUGUUUUUGAACUGCUGCCAAAUCAAGGUCACAGAUCCCACUAAGCUUUUGUCUGAAUCUUCACGGAACAAGAAGCGGUUCACCGAGGGAUAACGCCUAGAUAGGUGGGGGAAAUGCAACCACAAAGCAUGGAUUAUGGUCCGACUCAUUGAUCUCAUUCACCAUACAUGGGAUAUAGUUAUGCUAAACAGUCCAAUCCUAGGCACCAGAAAAAACCCUAUAUAAUGAAAAGUUGAACUUUCAUGGAAAAAGUAUGGAGAUUUAGGUAUUGUUUUCUGCACAGAGGGCCAACCCAAAUCAUCAAAGCACUGCGCAUGUUCCCAAUCUGCCACUUUUCAUCACCAAAGGUGUGUCCAACUAACAAAACCCAGGAAAAUUUCCCGAAAAUUUUUGACCGAGAAAGAAGUGAACUCAUUCUCAAUCAUCAAGUUGUGCAUUCCACUUUAUUGAAAUGCUCUUCUGAUUUGAUUGCACUGAGAUUCUUCUUGUGGUGUGCCGGACAACGCAAUUAUUUUCACAACAAGAUUGUGAUUGAUCACAUGGUUGGUGUCAUCAAGCGCAUGAUGGAACAAUACAGAACAGUUCAAUUGAUAAUUAGGGAACUAGAGAGCAUGGGGUGUGUUGUAAAAUCUCAAACGUUCUUACUCUUGUUGAGGAUUUAUUGGCGUGGCGAACUGUAUACAAUGGUCUUUGAGGCUUUUGAGUUAAUGGGUACUUAUGGUUUUAUUCCAAACACAUUUGCUCGUAACAUAAUCAUUGAUGCGUUGUUCAAAAUUGGGCAUGGGGAUUUAGCUAUUAAGUUUCUGAAAGAAACCCGAAGGCCAAAUUUUUUGACUUAUAACAUUGCACUGUGUAAUUUAUGUAAUCUCAAGGAUUUAUGUCACAUUCGAGAUGUGUUGAGAAUGAUGUUGCGGCAGGGAUAUCACCCAAAAGUUGAGACUUUUGAGAUGAUUUUGAGCUGUUUUUGCAAAAUGGAUAAUAUAGUGGAGGCGCAUCAAGUGUUGGGCCUACUGAUUACUUUGGGCAACGUUGUGUCUGUAAAUGUUUGGAGCAUGUUGAUGAAUGGGUUUUGUCGAUUGCAGAGACCUGAUGCGGCUGGUCAGUUAUUGGAGAAGAUGGUUGAGACUGGUUCUUCUCCUAGUAUUGUAACGUACACGACUUUAAUCAGAGGAUUUUUAAAAUCUAAUAUGGUUAGUGAAGCAUUCAAUAUUCUAAAUAUUAUUGAAUCUAAAGGAUAUGCCCCUGACCUCGUUCUUUGUAAUGUGUUAAUAGACUCCUUUGCCAAGGCUGGGAGGUGUGAUGAUGCCAUCAAUGUUUUUGUUAGCAUGCGAUCACGAAACUUGGCUCCUGAUUCUUGUACUGUCUCUUCAUUGUUAUCCACCAUAUGUUUGUCUAGGAGGUUUCAUCUGUUACCCAAGUUGGUUCGUGGACUUGUCAUAGAAGCUGACUUAUUGCUAUGCAACUCACUUCUCUGUUAUUUUUGUAAGGCUGGGUUUCCAUCUCUUGCCGUGAAGUAUUACAAUGAUAUGCUUGAUAGAGGUCUUAUACCAGAUAAGUAUACUUUCGUUGGAUUGGUAGAUGGGUUGUGUAAGGCAAGAAGAGUUGACGAAGCAGUUGAUGUGUACCAAGGGAUUCUCCGUAGUUUCCCUGGACAGGAUGCUUACAUUCAUACUGUGGUCAUGGAUGGGCUUAUAAAGGUUGGUAAGUUUAAUGCGGCCAUUAGAGUGUUUAGAAAAGCAGUUGCAGAGGGGUUCACACUUGAUGUUGUCGCAUACACAGUUGCCAUUAUUGGGCUCUUUAUGGGUGGUAGAGCUGGAGAGGCUUGGUCACUCUAUCGCCAGAUGAAGGAGGUCAGCUUGGCUCCUACUGCACAUACAUACAAUGUAAUGGUUUCUGGUUUCGUUAAAGAAAGAGAUCUUAAUAUGGUUAAUUUAAUGCUACAAGAGAUGAUAGAAGCAAGAGUAGAACUGGGCUCCAAUACUUUCUUGAGAUUAUCAAAAUUCCUCUGUAGACCAUAUCAUUCUGAUUCAGUUAUUGAACUAUGGAUUGAGAUGAGAAGUUUGGGUUUGAUAUCUUCCAAGGUAGUACAAGAAUUACUUUCCGACGAAGUAGCUGAAGGCGUGAAAGUAGAUGAUGGCCUCGUUGCAUUUUUAGGCGUUAGUUCAGAAACUGGCUUAUCUGUGGAGACAUCUGGCUCUGAAGACGUUUAUGAUGUGGCUGCUUCAAUGGGUUGAGAUUUAUAAUGGUUGAGAUCUGCCUCUUCAAUGUCUUCUCUUGGAAUUGAUGAUUUAAAUGGUAUUUCAGCUAGCAUGCUAAAGCUAGCUUCUAUAUUUAUCGGAGUUGCCUAGUGUGGGUGCCAUCCAUUUAUACUUCUCAAGAUAUGUACCUGGUCAACCAUCCUACAAACCAUCACUGGUUUGCCCAGUUUAUUAAAUUGUGAAUUUAAUCAUCAUAUUUCUGCAGAAUUUCUGAAGCUAGCACUUUAUGUUGUGGGGGAUUGUGCAUCUGCAACAAGUACGAAAUGACAGGCAAAACCAAGAAUUUCGCAAAGCAACAUGCUUGGUGUGGAGAAAAGCUCUAUUAGAGUUUGGUAUAUGUUGGCUGACAGAAGAGCCGCAAUGCGUCCGUAUCUUCACAGGCAGUUGCUUCUGCACUACCAUAUACGGGGAAUCAAAGAUAAACCUUCGUUUAACCUCAGAAUGGUGCAGUCAAAAAAGAAAACCUCAGAAUGAUGGGGUUUAUAUCAAAAGAUGUUCAACCUACCCGGAAUCCAAGUGCCAAAAUCUAAAUGACGAAGAGUAGGUUCCCCACAUUCCUAUUAGUCUUGGAUGAUAUGGUACUUAGCGUCCGCGCCAAAGCAUUAAGCCAACUCUCGGAAGCUCUGAGCAACCAUUGACGUGGUCAUCACUGCAGAUAGUGUAAGGAUCAGUUGCUGCUUUUGAAUCUGAUGGCAUGUAAUUCAUCGGCGGACGUGGGUUCGCAUACACCUAUCAUUGCCAUCACUCCUUGCACUUCUACUUCUACUUAGCACUUGGUUAGUUUCACGUUCGUCUAAGUGUUUGCCUUCGUCCCUAUCAUUUGUGUGUUAGAAUAUGAGUAUGAGAAGGUGAAGUUUUAGGGACCGGCUAUAGGUAUUCGAUUUGAUAGAAAAUUCUUGUUAAUAAAAGGAAUGCCAGUCCUUGAUGAAGAAGGAUUUCGUAUAGCAUUGAGAACAGUUCUUAUGGGAUGAGGAAACGAGUAUCUGUUUCCUAUAGGGAUUUUAAUAGGGAAUCCUAUUUGUUACGGAAAAGACUCUGUAUAUAUAUAGUGGGCCUCUCCUCUCACAGAACACAUGCUCAUCUUGGGACUUACACCUAUUGUAAGUCGAGUUCUUGAUUUUCUGCGAAAGGGGAGAAGGUCCGCUGAAAGCUUGGUGCCAUGGCAUCGAGUUCUGGAACCUCUGCAGGUAUGCUUCUCUUCUUAAUUCUCUCAUACAUGAACUGGUUAGUUCUUGUUAGAUUGGGAUUCGUGUUUUAAUCUUGGUUAGUGAGUUUACCCUUACAUGGCGAUCACAAUGCCAUCGUUCUCAUCCCUGUCUUUCGCUUCUGCUGAGCACUGGUUUAAUUUCACGUUCCCCAUCACGUUUGCCUUUGUUCCUAUCAUCUCCGAUCAACCCCCUGUAACUUUUAAUUCUGGUAAGCACUUGGUUAUGUUCACGUUUCCUCGUGAGGUUUUCCCUUGUCCCUGUCGUCGCCGAUCACAAUACCAUUGUCUCUAUAACCAUUAACCUUUGCAAAUUUUCAUCGAACUCCUCCUUUUCGGGCAAAACAAACUGGACAGUUUUCUUGCUUUUGCCUCCACCCAACUUGCUACUCUUACCAGUAGCUGCCGGGUUGCCCUGGGUGAGAAGAGGGUGGAUGUGCAGGAGUCGAAGAAGGAGGGGAAGCCCUGGGUGCGAAGGAGGGAGGAGGAAGAGGGUGGAUGUGCAGGAGUCGAAGAGGGAGGGGGAGCACUGGGUGCGGAGGAAGGGAGAAGAACCCAGAUUGAUGUUUUUUUUUUUUUUUUUUUUUUAAUUUUUUAAUAUCCACUUGGCAUCCCGUCAUUGUCCACGUAACGUUAUGUCAUCAAUUAAUGAUUAACUUAAUUACAACCUUAACGGAUGUAUGGAUCUAUUUAAUUUCAAGUAUCACUUUGGGAUAAAAUGGAUUCACACAGAACAAAUUCACCAUGACUGUUGUAUCUUCGGUCUAAUAGUAUAAAGUCAUUUAUAAA
Messenger RNA from Pyrus x bretschneideri (Chinese white pear), 4579 nucleotides. RefSeq names its product putative pentatricopeptide repeat-containing protein At1g16830. Gene Ontology annotation, molecular function: protein binding. The coding region runs from base 571 to 2562 and encodes 663 amino acids. The record is from RefSeq and is a predicted model, not a curated record. The transcript is spliced from 9 exons. Lineage: Eukaryota; Viridiplantae; Streptophyta; Magnoliopsida; Rosales; Rosaceae.